CCGGGCGAACGCUCCGCCUCCGUCAGUCGGCUCGGCUGUCGAGAGAGCGGCGUGGAGCCGGAGCCGGGGCCGGACGCGCGGCCGGGGGCUGGGGGCUGGGAGAUCGGCGCCCGCCGCCUGGCGAGGCCUGAGCCACGAUGGCCGAGAUGGGCAGCAAGGGGGUGACCGCAGGGAAGAUCGCCAGCAAUGUGCAGAAGAAGCUCACGCGCGCGCAGGAGAAGGUCCUCCAGAAACUAGGGAAGGCAGACGAGACAAAGGAUGAGCAGUUUGAACAGUGUGUCCAGAAUUUCAACAAACAGCUGACUGAGGGCACUCGACUGCAGAAGGAUCUCCGGACCUACCUGGCCUCCGUCAAAGCCAUGCACGAGGCCUCCAAGAAACUGAACGAAUGUCUGCAGGAGGUGUACGAGCCCGACUGGCCUGGCAGGGAUGAAGCAAACAAGAUAGCUGAGAACAAUGACCUCCUCUGGCUGGAUUAUCACCAGAAGCUGGUGGACCAGGCACUGCUGACCAUGGACACAUACCUGGGCCAGUUCCCUGACAUCAAGUCACGCAUUGCCAAGCGAGGGCGGAAAUUGGUGGACUAUGACAGCGCCCGGCACCAUUACGAGUCCCUCCAAACCGCCAAAAAGAAGGAUGAAACCAAAAUUGCCAAGCCUGUCUCGCUGCUUGAGAAAGCCGCCCCCCAGUGGUGCCAAGGCAAACUGCAGGCUCAUCUCGUAGCUCAAACUAACCUGCUCCGAAAUCAGGCAGAGGAGGAGCUCAUCAAAGCCCAGAAGGUGUUUGAGGAGAUGAACGUGGACCUACAGGAAGAGCUGCCGUCCCUGUGGAAUAGCCGUGUAGGCUUCUAUGUCAACACGUUCCAGAGCAUUGCGGGCCUGGAGGAGAACUUCCAUAAGGAGAUGAGUAAGCUCAACCAGAACCUCAACGAUGUGCUGGUUAGCCUGGAGAAGCAGCAUGGGAGCAACACGUUCACAGUCAAGGCCCAGCCCAGUGACAACGCCCCUGCAAAAGGGGACAAGAGCCCUUCGCCUCCUCCAGAUGGCUCCCCGGCCGCCCCGGAGAUCAGAGUCAACCAUGAGCCUGAGCCGCCUAGCUCAGCAGCAGCAGGGGCCGCCCUCCCCAAGUCCCCGUCUCAGCUCCGGAAAGGGCCACCAGUCCCUCCACCUCCCAAACACACCCCAUCCAAGGAGGUCAAGCAGGAGCAGAUCCUCAGCCUGUUUGAUGACACGUUUGUCCCUGAGAUCAGCGUGACCACCCCCUCCCAGUUUGAGGCCCCGGGGCCUUUCUCGGAGCAGGCCAGUCUGCUGGACCUGGACUUUGACCCCCUCCCGCCUGUGGCGAGCCCCGUGAAGGCGCCCACACCCUCUGGUCAGUCAAUUCCAUGGGACCUCUGGGAGCCCACAGAGAGUCCAGCUGGCAGCCUGCCUUCCGGGGAGCCCAGUGCUGCCGAGGGCACCUUUGCUGUGGCCUGGCCCAGCCAGACGGCCGAGCCGGGGCCUGCCCAACCAGCAGAGGCCUCCGAGGUGGCGGGUGGGACCCGACCUGCGGCUGGAGCCCAGGAGCCCGGGGAGACAGCAGCAAGUGAAGCAGCCUCCAGCUCUCUCCCUGCUGUGGUGGUAGAGACCUUCUCAGCGACUGUGAAUGGCACCGUGGAGGGCAGCGGUGGGGCAGGACGCUUGGAUCUGCCCCCGGGGUUCAUGUUCAAGGUACAGGCCCAGCACGACUACGUGGCCACCGACACGGAUGAGCUGCAGCUCAAGGCUGGUGAUGUGGUACUGGUGAUCCCCUUCCAGAACCCUGAGGAGCAGGAUGAAGGCUGGCUCAUGGGCGUGAAGGAGAGUGACUGGAACCAGCACCUAGAGCUGGAGAAAUGUCGGGGCGUCUUCCCCGAGAACUUCACCGAGCGGGUUCAGUGAGGGCAGCAGCUGCUGCAGCUGUCUGGGCGUGUGGAGAACACCUUUUCCCAAAAAAUGUGUGUGUCUUUCUUUCUUUUCUUUCUUUCUUUCUUUCUUUCUUUCUUUCUUUCUUCUCUCUCUUUUUUUUUUCCUGAUUUUGUUUUUGAACUUUUGAAAAGCGAAGGGAAAUCGAGAGAGAGACCUAAGCCAAGAGGUGUUCUCCCAGGGAUUAGGUUGUGUUCCAAAGAGUCUGGUUUCGGCGAGUCCAGUGGCAUCACCAGUGUUCUUGAAGCUGCCGUGUCCCCUAGUUGAGUUCCUGGCCGCCCCCACCUCCCACCGCGCCCGCAUGUGUGCCUGGCCACAGGGCCAGGGCCUGGGGGCCGCUGAGCCGCCUCGCUUGCCUGAAGCUUCGGGCCAAGCAGUCUGGGCAAGUGUCCUCUUUCUCCUGGCAGCUGCUGUGGGUGGGGUCGGGUCUCUCCAGAGACCUGGGGGCCCAGACAUCAGGCUGGCCUGGCCCUGCCCCGCAGACCGUCUGUGUGCUGUUUGAAAAUAAACCUUAGUGUUCAAAACGAAAUGAAACAAACUGAACAAAAACCCUCA
Prionailurus viverrinus (fishing cat) is the source of this 2498-nucleotide messenger RNA. It is a transcript of the gene BIN1, whose product is annotated as bridging integrator 1. Gene Ontology annotation, biological process: regulation of endocytosis. Bases 138 to 1919 code for a protein of 593 amino acids. Gene Ontology annotation, molecular function: phospholipid binding; tau protein binding. Gene Ontology annotation, cellular component: plasma membrane; synaptic vesicle; cytoplasm. The record is from RefSeq and is a predicted model, not a curated record. NCBI's taxonomy places the organism in Eukaryota, Metazoa, Chordata, Mammalia, Carnivora, Felidae. The transcript has 19 exons.